AGGGGAAGGGGGGGAGGGGGCGCGGUUGCCCGGCAGUAACCCCGGCGGCUCCCGCGCGACCUUUCUCCUGCAUCGGCGGUGACGCGGACGCCGCGCGCGCCCCCCCUGUCCCCUCCCUCCCCGCGCGCGGCGAAGAUGGCGGCGCUGAGCAAGUCCAUCCCCCACAGCUGCUACGAGAUCGGGCACACCUGGCACCCGCGGUGCUCCUGGGCCGUCCUGCACGUCACGCAGGGGGCCCUGGCCGAGUCCCUCCGCAUCUACGGAACCCUCUACCUGAUUGCAGCUAUUCUCAGGAAACGAAAACUUGACUAUUAUUUGUACAAACUUCUACCUGAGAUCUUACAAUCAAGUUCCUUUCUGACAGCAAAUGGGACCUUGUAUAUUGCUUGCUUUUGCAUUCUAAGGAAGAUACUUGGAAAAUUCUACUUUUGGUCUCCUGGCUUUGGUGCUGCUUUACCUGCUUCUUACAUGGCUAUUCUCAUCGAAAGGAAAAGCAGGAGAGGUCUCCUCACAAUUUACAUGGCCAACCAAGCUACAGAAACACUGUUCCGAAUGGCUGUAGCAAGAGGAGCUAUUACACCUUUAAGACAUGGAGAAGUCCUUUUGUUUUGCAUCACAGCUGCGCUGUUCAUGUUCUUUUUCAGAUGCAAAGAUGGCUUGAAAGGAUUUACCUACUCUGCACUAAAGUUCAUUGUAGGGAAAGAAGAAAUCCCCACUCAUUCAUUUUCACCUGAAGCAGUGUUUUCAAAAGUAGAUAGAAAGAUAAAGCCUUGUGAAAAAAUGUCACAGCAAAUGAACUUACUGGCUCUAACAAAAAAACUCAUGGACAAAGUGUGCAAGCAUGGCCCAAGGCAUAGGUGCUGUAAACACUAUGGAGAUAAUUGCAUCUCAUAUUGUAUUAAAGGCUUUGUUAGGAUGUUUAGCAUUGGUUACCUGAUCCAGUGUUGCCUUCGGAUUCCAUCCGCUUUCCGGCAUCUGUUUACAAAACCAUCCCGGCUAUUUUCCCUCUUCUACAACAAGGAAAAUUUCCAGCUUGGAGCUUUUCUGGGAUCUUUCGUCAGUAUAUACAAAGGUACCAGUUGCUUCUUGCGUUGGGUACGAAAUCUUGAUGAUGAGCUCCAUGCACUUGUAGCUGGGUGUCUAGCAGGAAUUUCUAUGAUGUUUUACAAAAGUACUACUAUCUCUAUGUAUCUGAUGUCCAAAUUAGUAGAGACUAUUUACUUCAAAGGCAUUGAAGCAGGGAAGGUUCCCUAUUUUCCUCAUGCAGACAGCAUCAUCUAUGCCAUUUCUACAUCAAUAUGUUUUCAGGCAGCUGUCAUGGAAGUUCAUAACUUGAGACCUUCAUACUGGAAAUUUCUUUUACGACUAACAAAGGGCAGGUUUGCUCUCAUGAACAGGAAAGUUUUAGAUGUAUUUGGUACUGAAGCAUCUAAGAACUUCAAGGAUUUCUCACCUAAGCUUGACCCAAGAUACACGGUUGUACCACCAGAGCUUCCAGUGGAGCUGUCUUGAGAACAAUAGUGUAUCUUGUCACUGAAUGUGAUCAGCAUUUUGUCCUAAAAUGUUAAUUAACUUAACAGUCGUAUAUAUGGAGAAGGGCUUGGGCUCCAGUAUUAUUUCAAUGAGAAAUGCUUUUUACCGAUCAAAAAUACUGAAGCUUUGCAGGAAGUUGUGGCUUAGUGAUUAAGCUGCUUCCAUAAAGAGAAAAUAUUUCUGGAUUGCUGUAGCUUGUUGGCAGUAUGGUAGAUUCCUGAAUGAAUUAAAUGAGUAAUAUAUUUAGAGGAAAUACACAUAUUAAUUUAAAAAAUUCUGUAGCUUAUACCAGUGGAGUAUUUCUUGGUAAAACUAAAAGUAAUUCUUAAUUUACAAAGGAAAGCAAAUGGCAUAGUUUAGGUACAAAAUUUUAGCUGUUCUUAAAACUAUUCCAUCCAGGUAAAAAUACCUCCUUGGCUUUCUAAAUUGUGUCACUGGUUUAUCUGAAAAGAACCACCACUCCCUUGCUACUUAAAAUUACCGUAUUUUUCAACAGCUACGGUUCCAAACUAAGGCAUUCUUUGGGAAAAGAAAAUGCAUAUUAAUUCAGAAAUCACAUUCCAGAGCUGUAAAUUGCACUGACAGGAUGGAUAACAGACCCAGCAAACAAGAAGUGGUAGUGGUGAGUGCUGCGCCGUGGGGAGCAGCGGGGUGUGGUGCUCAGGAGCUGCCAAGUGGAAAAUGACAAAACCGGCAGAGGAAGGAAUGAAACGUUCCUGCCUCUGAGAUGGUGCUGGAAACAGCAGACAGUUACAAAAAUAAAAAAGCCAAGAACAAAACAAAGCAAAACAAAACAAAACAAAAAUCCCCCAAAAUAUACUGAAAUUAAAUGUUUAUUUUUAAAGAACUUGACAUUGUCGCUGUAGAUGCUGCUGGCUUGUUUGUCAAGCUGCCACACCAGGCAGCAUUUCAAGCACUGCUUUAAAAGAGAACUGACCCCUGAAGUUAGGCUGUUACAAAAGAACAGUUUUGAUGAUCAUAUUAAUAGUAUUUUUUCCUUCUAUGUGGUGAAAAAUGGUUUUCCAUCAGUCCAUCAGCCAGCCAUGACCAGGGCAGUUACAUUCAGUUUAAUGUGGCACUCAGUGCAAAUAACUACCUACUGAAAUUCCAUCUCAAUUUUACCCUGUGUAUUUCUGCAGGUUCUUUGUGUUCUAAAGCAAGACCUUGGCAUGUUAACUGCUUUUUUUUUUUUUUUCCUGAUUUUCAGGACUUUUUAAAAUUAGUAUCCAUUCAGGUGAUGCUGAAUGGUGUUCAUUACCCUAGAUAUUCAUGAAAAGUUGAACUAUAUUCACACUGUACUGAAAAGAGAUGGGGUAAGCUACGAUCUAGAAAUUGCAGUGGGUUGUAUGUAUUUUAAAAAGAGAAAGAAAUAAGUAUUUUAUUGGGAGUCUUUGUCAGAUAAUAUGAAUUGGAUUAAUUAAUAGUAUCUUUGUCUUGUAAAACUGUAUCCUUCUCCAGCCUUAAGCGUAUUUUAAUUCCUGUUAGUUUAAUCUCUUAAUGCUGAAUAUGUAGGAAUUUCUAUCAGAUUUACAGAGAUGUUAUGGAAAUUCUUCAUGUCUGUGCACAGAAUCUGCUUCUUCAUCAGCUACUGUAACAGGGAUGCUUCAUCACUGUUACUAAAGGUGCUUCAUGCUUUAAAACCAUGGUUGUUCAAGUUGGUGUGAAUAAAGUUCUGCAGGCUAGUUUGUAUGCAAUAUUUUAUUGUUUGAAAUACUAUAUUAAAAUUCCUUAAAAGGAAAUAGAAGUUAAUAGAAGAAUUUUUAAAGGAUUGUAAUAGGUUUGUUGUGUUUUUCCACUGGAAUAUGGUCUAAAAUAUUUGAUCUUGUAAAGUCUGAGAGUUAUAUAUUUUAGGUAAUAUGUUAGAACUCACACACUAUAAUAUGUACAAUUUCUGAUGUAACUAUACCAUUCUCAAAUGUAAACUUAUUUUAUAGAUGGAUUAAUUUUCUUCACUGGAAUGACAAUUGUGAUUGUUUCUCUAUUUGGGUUAAAAAAAUUCCAAGUACUACAUCUCAGCAGCUAAAAAGCAAUUUUGUCUAUGUUUUCUUGCUUCCAAAAUUCACAGUUCUUGUUUUGAGUUAUUUUCGUAUAAUAUAAAAAAUAAUUAAAUUUUUUAAAUUAUUUUUAUUCAAAUCAAGUAUAUGUAAGAGGAAAAAAAAAUAAAGUCCUAAUGUUUUUCCCAAUAAUAAACAGUUGCUGCUUGAAAAAG
Messenger RNA from Calypte anna (Anna's hummingbird), 3742 nucleotides. It is a transcript of the gene TMEM135, whose product is annotated as transmembrane protein 135. The record is from RefSeq and is a predicted model, not a curated record. NCBI's taxonomy places the organism in Eukaryota, Metazoa, Chordata, Aves, Apodiformes, Trochilidae. The transcript is spliced from 15 exons. Bases 136 to 1512 code for a protein of 458 amino acids.